This is a messenger RNA of Antechinus flavipes (yellow-footed antechinus), 9409 nucleotides long. It is a transcript of the gene IQCN, whose product is annotated as IQ motif containing N. The transcript has 2 exons. The record is from RefSeq and is a predicted model, not a curated record. Bases 47 to 9331 code for a protein of 3094 amino acids. Lineage: Eukaryota; Metazoa; Chordata; Mammalia; Dasyuromorphia; Dasyuridae. Gene Ontology annotation, molecular function: protein binding.
CAGAAAUAGUUUUUCUUCUGAGGACUGACUUAAUUGUAUUCUCCAUAUGUGGGCAAGGCUGACUUCCCAGUUUACCAAAAAUAUAAAGGAGUCAAGACAACCCAAAAGUCAAGGGCUAAAGCACACCCAAGACUCUUAUCCUCCUAAGCCCCUGUCGAACCAAAAGGUUCAAGCCAUCCAGGUUCAGCUGCCGGAUGAUAUUUACCAUCAGAUUCCCGCUUACUAUCUCGAGCCCCAUAUGCUCAGGUUCAACUCCAAAACCCAGCCUUUUAGUAAUGUGCUGGUAGAUGAGAUGGACAUGAUGCUGACUAAAGCAGCCACAGUCAUCCAGUCAGCCUGGCGAGGUCACCAUCUUCGACAGCAGAUGUCUAUAGAGCCAAAGGCAAACAAAGCAAUGGAGCACAUUCCAAAUGCCUGGCAUCCGUUUCCUGUCCAUCAGCAUCUGCAGUCUUCUCAGGACCUGGAACACAUGAGCCAGGAGCGGGGCCAGGUCUUCAGAGGGACUUCUUGUCCACAGAAUACUUCUGAGCCAGUCACUGAGACUAAUAAGGACCAUAAGCAGCCCUGGAGACCACUGGUUCGCUUACAUCAGCAGAGAUUAGGGAUUUCUACUACUGGGCUCCAUCCCCCAAAGAGUACAGUGGACAGAUGGACACAAGUCUCUUCCUCCGAGGACAUUCCAGUUACUGAGAAACUUAACCAGUCAUAUUUAGGGAACAAAGUAUCCUGGAUACAGUCCCAAGAUUUGCAAGGGCCUAAAUCUGAGCCCUCCAAACCUCAUAGAUAUUUCAGUAAUAGAAAGACCAAAGUCCAAUCCCAAAUAAAUUCUACAGAUAAAGUGGCCAAGACCUCUUCUCCGAUAUAUGCUACAACCAAAGAGGUCAAGGUUCCAUCCAAGGAACAAUCCACAGCUAGAUUUCCCAAGAGCCCUUUGCAAGAACGCAUAAACGGAGCGACUAAGGACCCAUCUCAGGCAAAUCUGGUGGCUGGCAUAAACAAGACCAUAUCCCAUUCCCAAUUCUCAACUAAAUUGACCAAGGUCCUAUCUCACACAAAUCUGGCAGCCAGAGGAACCAAGGCUCCACUCCAAACCCAGCCCACAGCCGGAUUGACCAAAGUCUCAUGCAAGGAAUGCAUAGCAUCUGGAACAACCAAAGCUUCAUCCCAGUCACAUCUGGCAGCUGUAGUCCACAAGAUCCUGCACCAGACACACUCCACAGCUGGAGUGACCAAAGUCUCAUCCAAGGAAUGUCCAGCAUCUGAAACAAGCAAGGUCUCAUCCCAAUCCCAUCUGGCUGCUGUAGUCCACAGGAUCCUACAUCAGACACACACCACAGCUGGCACAACCAAGGUCUCAUCUAAAGAACACCUGGCAGCUGGAGGAAGCAAGGCUCCAGCCCAGACACAUCCCGCAGCUGGAUUAACCAAAAUUUCAUCCAAGGAAUAUUCAGCAUCAGAAAUUACCAAGACGGCACAUCUGACAGCCGUAUCUAACAAGAUUCUACUCUAUGAACAACUCACAGCUGGAGCAACCAAGACCUCAUCCAAGGAACAUCUGGCAGCUGUGGCCAACAAGAUCCUUCACCAGACACAACCCACUGUUGGGACAACAAAAGCUCCACCCCUGUCACAUCUGGCAGCUGGAGCCAUUAGGGCUCCACACCAAGCCCAGCCCACAGCUGGAACCAAGGCUCCAUCCCAACCACAUCUGGCAGCUGAAGCCAAUAAGGCUCCACACCCAGCCCAGCCCACAGCUGGAACAACCAAGGCUCUACGCCAGUCACAUCUGGCAGCUGUAGCCAAUAAGGCUCCACACCCAACCCAGCCCACAGCUGGAACAACCAAGGCUCCACCCCUGUCACAUCUGGCAACUGGAGCCAUUAAGGCUCCACAACAGGCACAAGCCACAGCUGGAACAACCAAGGCUCCGCCCUUGUCAUAUCUGGCAGCUGGAGCCAUUAAGGCUCCACACCAAGCCCAGCCCACAGCUGGAACAACCAAAGCUCCAUCCCUGUCACAUCUGGCAGCUGGAGCCAUUAAAGCUCCACAUCAAGUACAACCCACAGCUAGAACAACCAAGGCUCCACUCCUGUCACAUCUGGCAGCUGGAGCCAUUAAAGCUCCACACCAAGCCCAGCCCACAGCUGGAACAACCAAGGCUCCACCCCAGUCACAUCUGGCAGCUGUAGCCAGUAAGGCUCCACACCAAGCACAACCCACAUCUGGAACAACCAAGGCUCCACCCCUGUCACAUCUGGCAGCUGGAGCCAUUAAAGCUCCACACCAAGCACAACCCACAGCUGGAACAGCCAAGACUCCACCCCAGUCACAUCUGGCAGCUGUAACCAGUAAGGCUCCACACCAAGCACAACCCACAGCUGGAACAACCAAGGCUCCACCCCUGUCACAUCUGGCAGCUAGAGCCAUUAAGGCUCCACACCAAGCCCAGCCCACAGCUGGAACAACCAAGGCUCCACCCCUGUCACAUCUCGCAGCUGGAGCCAUUAAGGCUCCAUACCAAGCCCAGCCCACAGCUGGAACAACCAAGGCUCCACCCCUGUCACAUUUGGCAGCUGGAGCUAUUAAGGCUCCAUACCAAGCACAACCCACAGCUGGAACAGCCAAGACUCUGCCCCUGUCACAUUUGGCAGCUGGAGCCAUUAAGGCUCCAUACCAAGCACAAUCCACAGCUGGAACAGCCAAGGCUCCACCCCUGUCACAUCUGGCAGCUGGAGCCAUUAAGGUUCCACAACAGGCACAAGCCACAGCUGGAACAACCAAGGCUCCACCCCUGUCCCAUCUGGCAGCUAUAGCCAGUAAAGCUUCACAGCAGUCACAAACCACAGCUGGAACAAUCAAGGCUCCAUCCCUGUCACAUCUGGCAGCUAUAGCCAUUAAGGCUCCACAACAGGCACAAGCCACAGCUGGAACAACCAAGGCUCCAUCCAAGGAACAUCCAGCAAGAGGAGUGGCCAAGGCCCCAACCCAAGAACACUCCAUAGCUAGAGCCAAUAAGACCUUAUCCCAGUUACAUCUGGCACCUGGAGGGACCAAGGUCCCAAUCCAGGCACACUCCACGACUGGAGUAGCCAAAGUCUCGUUCAAGGAACCUCUGUCACCAGGAGCAAGCAAGGUCCCAUUCCACUCCCAUCUGACAGCUGAGGUGACCAAGGCUCCUUCUCAGGUCUAUUCCACAUCUAGGAUGAGCAAGUCCUCUUCCCAGACACAUUCUAUAGCUGGAGUGAUCAAGACCUCAUCUCAGGCACAUCUGGAAGUCAAGGCGACCCAGGUCCCGUCCCAUGAAUACUUGGAAGCUAAGGCAAUCCAAGUCCCAUCUCAGAGUGAUUUGAAGAUCAAGAUGGCCCAUGGUCUACCUCAGCCAUAUCUGGAGACCCAGGUCCCAUCCCAACUCCAACUAGGGACCACAGGGACAGAGACACCGUUGCAGGUACAGAUGGGGUCACUCCUAUCCAAAUUUCUAUCCUGGAGAGACAUGGAUAUGAACAAAGCUCAGGCUUUCCAAGAGCAGGGAGGAAUGAUGGCAGUUCCAGAGAUGGAAAAUGAAGAGAAUGAGGUGGAAGAGUCCCAAGUGGCCAAGACUAAGCCCUCUCAGGAGCAACUGGGCACUGUGCUGUCCAAGGCUUUGUGUCAGGGAGAGGUGAGAGCAGCUUUAACCAAUGCCUUGUCCCAAGAAGUAUUGGGCCCUAGCAUGGCCAAGACUUUGCCUCAAGGGAUUUUGGGGCCAGUGUUAAUUAAAGCCCUGUCUCGGGGGGCUCUGGGAACAAGCGUUUCCAGGGUCCUCUCCCGGGGGGAGCUGCGGGCAGAGGUGACCAAAGCCAUGUCCCAAGGGAAGCUUGGGGAAGCUCUAGACAAAGCCCUGACCAAAGAUGAGAGGGCUGCUCUCAACCAAGCCCUCUCCCAGGGGGAGCUGAGUACGGUCCUCAGCCAGGUUUUAUCCCAGGGUGUUUUGGCAGCCAUGGCAAGACCUUUGGAUGUAGGAGCUGCUUCAAGCCCCUCCCUAAAGGAAGUGGGAGGUGGGGUCCCGCAAGCCACAAAUCAAGUGGAUGUGGGAGAGACAAAGCGAACCGUCUUCUCAGUAAGCCCCGGCCCAUCAAAAGUUGUCAUCUCAAGGGAAAACACUUGGCAGAAAAUCUCCCAAGAGACACUGCUACCUGUGGACAGCAGCGAUGUCAGUGUAAGUCUAAAUCAUCCAGAGGAGCCUAUAGCCAAUAAAGUGGCUCCGAGUCUGGCCCCAGGGAACAGAACCAGUGGGGUGACCUUGGGUCUCCCCUGGAGAAACCUGCUCAGGGGGGUGACCCCCAGCCUUCAUCAGGAUUCUGAAGUCAACGCAGGAGCUGGGCCGAGUAUCCACCAAAUAUUCCCACCCGGUGGCCUGGGCUCGAUCCUGCCCUGGGGGUCCAUGGCCAGCGGAAUGGUCCCAAAUCUGUCUCAGGGAACGCUGGCCAGUGAACUUGUUCAAAGUCUAUUGCAGAGUUAUGAAGUGGUCUCCACUCUGGACAAGGCCAGGGGGGAGAUACCAAACUCGUCCCAGGAAAGUGGAACUGGUGGGGUCAAGCCAGGCCCACAGCAGCCAUCUGUACCCAAUGAGGUGACCCCAAGAUUACAGCAAUCAUCCAGGACCAGUGGGGUAGCGCCGGGUCUACCCCAGGGACCCAUGGCCAGUGGGGUAAUUCUAAGCUUGCAGCAGCCACCUGUGGUCAGUGAGGUGACUCCAGGUUUGCACCAGGUAUCUGUAAUCAAAGGAGUGGCUCAAAGCUUAUGUCCAGUCUCAGGAGCCAGCGGAGGGGUACCAAGUCGGUUUCAGGAUCCUAGAGACAGCGAGACAGCCCCAAGUUUAUACCAGCCAUCUGUGGCCAAUGAGGUCUCUGCUCUACAUCAAGGGCCUAAGGCCAGUGGUUCCCAGAGAUCUAUGGAAAACAGGGGAAUUCCAAGUCUAAACCAGGCCUUGGUAGCUAGUGGAGUUACCCCAACUCUCUCCAAAGUAUCUAUAAUCACUGGGGUACCCUCAGGUCUCUAUCACAGAUCUAUGACCACUGCUAUAUCCCCAAAUAUGUCCCAGAUGACUGGGGGCAAUAGAAUGGCCCCAAAUCUAUCCCAAGAGCCUUUGGUCAGUGGCGUAGAGCCAAGGUUACCCCAAACGUCUGUGGCUCAUGGGGUGACCCCAGCCCUACAGCAAGAGCCCGUGGCCGGUGGACUGGUUCCCAGUCUAUAUCCAGCUUCAGUGAUCAGUGACAUAUUCCCAGGCUUCCACCAGGCAUCCAUGAUCAGGGACGUGGCUUCAAAUCUGUAUCAGGCAUCCGUGGCCAGUGCUUUAGGGCAGAGUGCAUGCAGGUCCCCCGUGGGAACUGGGAUUCUGGGUCCACAAGAAAACUUGGCUCCAGAUAGGUUGGCCAGAAAUCUGUCCUGGAGCUCCAUGACCAAUGAGAUACAUUCCAAGCUGGCCAGCGGGGCAGUGCUAAGUCUCUCCCAGGCGGCUAAUUCUAGGCUACCCGUUCCAGACUUCCACCAGCUGGCCCAAACCACUGGUUCAAUGUUGCAACACACUUUGAAACCCAAUGCUCUGGCCCUGAGUGUGCACCUAAGUGAACAGCUGGGGAACAGGAUGGACACAAAAAGCCUACAGCAGGGACCCAUGUCUCCGUAUCUGGGCGUGGUUCCAAGUCCACAUCCAGUAGCGAAGACCAGUGGAGUGGUUCAGAGUGGACCUGAGACAGCCAUGUCCAGCGGGGCUCCCUCAGAUCUGUAUGAGGCGCCCGAGGCCAGUAAGGUGACCCCCCUUCUACGCCAAAUGUCUGUGGCCAGUAGGAUGGAGCAAAAUCUAUACCCUGUAUCCCUGACCAGUAAGUUGUCCCCUACUUUAUGCCAAGGGUCCAUGGUUAGUGCAUUAACCUCGAGUAUACAGCAGGUAUUUAGAGACAACAAGUCAGAACUUAACAUACACCAAGUGUCCACUACUAGAGGAAUGACCCAGAGUCUCCACCAGGAGUCGGGGGUUGGUGUCGUGGGCCCGAGCCUAUAUCAAGCUUCUUUGGCGAAUGAGAUAGCCCUGAGUCUACAAGGUGUUGUCCCCAGUCUGCAUCAGGAGUCUUUGGUUAAUGGAGUAUCCCCCAAUCUAUAUCAGGAAUCCAUUAAUCCUAGGGUGGAUUCAGGCACAGUCUGGGAUUCUGCAAUCAUGAAAGUACCCCCAAAUAUGUAUCAGAAACACAUGCCUACUAAGAGCACCUCAAAUAAUUCCAGGGACCCUCUAGACAAUCUACACAAAUCCAUGGCGAAAGGUGCAUCCCUAAGCCUGCCUCUGGGCUCUUCAAUCUUUGGAGAGGGGCAAAGUGACAUCCAGGAAAUUAGAGCUGCUCAGGAAGACACAAAUGCACAACAGAACUCCAUGAUCACAAAGGUAGAAUCCCACGAAGUCCAGAAGUUCAAGAGCUACAGGGUGGGCCCAAAUCUGUCCCAGGAUGUAAUUCCAAGUUCCCACAGGAAACCAGGAGUUAAUGAGGGGGCUGCAUAUCAGAAAUCUGGGAUCAGUGCAUUAACCUCAAGUAUGCACUGGCCAUCUGAAGUCAAGGAGGAGGUGUCCAAUGUGCACUGGGGACCCCGGGUCAGCGAGCUAGCCCCGGAUAGGCAUAUGGGAGCCAGAGCCAUUGAAAUGGCUCCGAAUAUGCAUCAUGAACCCAAGUUCAAUGAGGUGUCCCUCGAUGUGCCCUGGGGAUCUGUGAUCAGCAAGGUAGCCCCCAGUAGGCAACAAGAGUCCACAGUCAGGGAGGGGAUCCCAAGUGUGCCUCAGGUAACUGCGGUCAGGGGAGUGGUCCCAGCUGUGCAUAGGGAAUCUGUGGCCGGUGGGAUGGCCUCAAAUGGCCUUCAGAUCUCUAGGGUCGGUGGGGUAGCCUCGAGUUUGCCUCAGGGACCUGAGGUCAGUGGGGUGGCCACAAAUGGGCCUCAGAGACCGGUGGUCAGUGAAGCCAUUCCAGACAUGAGUCAGGAAUUGGUAGUUGGUGGAGUGGCCCCAGCAGUGUCUCCACAAGUGCUUUGGAGAUUAGCAGCCAGACAACUGGUUCCAGGUCUAUUACAAAAGUUUUUUCCCAGUGGGGAGGACCCGGGAAUGAAUCAAGGUUCUAUGGCCAGCGGAGAGACUCCAGCUAUGAAACAAGGAUUUCUGUUUGAUGAGGUGACUCUAAAUGUGAAUCAGAGACCUGUCUCCAAACCGGAGUCCCCAGAAGUACAAUGGAGUUUAACAGCCAACCAGUUGGUACCAAGUCUGUUCUACAAAUUUAUGCCCAGUAGAGAGGACCCCAAAGUGGCCGCAGGGAUGGCUCCCCACGUAAAUCAAGAUGGGGCUCCCGAUACACAUCAAUCAUCCAUGGUCCCCAGUGGACACUGGACAGCUGGAUCCAGCGAGGCAGCACAGAAUAUGAACGAGAAAUCUGUUGUCAGUGGAGCACCCCCUUCUGUACACCAGGGACCAAUGGUCAGUGGGGCAGCUCCGAGUUCACAUAAGGAACCAAAGGCCCCGAGUGUACUUCACGGUUCCAGAGGUAGUGGAGUAGCUCCAAGUAUCCAAGAAUCUGAGACUAAUAGGAUGAUUUCAGGUCAAGAAUCCAAAAGCAGCACUGCAAUGCAGAAUGUAAGGUGGGGCUCCAUGUCCAAUGCAGUAGCCCCAAGAGCACACCAGGGAUUCCUAGGUGGCAGGGUAGCCUCCAAAUCAAGUUUGAGAUCUGUGACCUACAGGGUAGCCUCAAAUGUGCAGCAGGGACCCCUGCCACGGGGAGCAGUCCAGACUCUGAGCUGGGGUUCUGGGAACAAUGGGGCAAUUCCAGGUCUAAGUCUGGGACCUAUGAACUUAACCCCAAGUGAAGGUCAACGAUCUGUAGCCAGCAAAGUCACCUCGAGUGAAGAGCAGGGAAUUACGGCCAGGACCAGGGUCCCGAGUGAGAAGUGGGGACCAGAAGACAGCAAGAUGUCUCCGAGUGCGCUCCAGGGACCCUUGAGCACUGCGGUGGUCCCAGAGGCAGGCUGGAUCUCCGUGAGCAGGACCAUAGCCCAGAGCACACAUCAGGGGUCUGUAGGCAGUGAGAUAGCCCCUCUCGGACAUCACAGAGCCACGGCCGGCAGAGUCGUCCCAGGGGUGACCAAGGGACGCGCAGCUGUCUGGGGAAGCCCGAGGACGCAGCAGGGGUACAUAGUUAGUGGCAAGACCCCGAGCGUGAACUGGGGCUCUGCAGCCAGUGAAGGAUUAAAAGCAGCCCCAAGCCAAGAAUCUGUGGCUAGUGGGGUCACACCAAGUAUCUAUCAGAGGUUCCCAGAAACUGGGGGGACCCCGGGAUCCAUGGCUAGUGCACUGUAUCAGGGAUCUUCUAGUAGGAUGUCCCUGAUCUACAGGAGAUCCAUCAGCGAAGUGACUCCACAAUACCAGGCUAGCCCCGGGAUGCCGAGCACGCAACAAGAAGAUAAGACCAGUGAAAACCAGGAACCCGGGACCAGUAGAAUCGUCCCAAAUGGGCUUUGGGGGCUCAUGACCCAAAAGGCAAAUCCCUGUGUUGCGCAGCAGAGGUCUAAGUCGGGUCCAGAGAGAGAAACCCCUACUCCGAGGGAAGGCCGCAGCUGGCCACCAGAAAUCGUAGAGGCCAUUCAGCAGCAGGCGGCCUUGGUGAUCCAGGGCGCCUUCCGGGGCUACAAAGCCCGCAGGCAGCUGAAGGGCCGGCACAGGGCAGCCACCCUCAUCCAGGCCAGGUGGAGGGGCUUCCGGGUUCGGAAGGCUCUGGCUAGACAAAUAAAAGCAGCCAUCAAGAUCCAGGCAUGCUGGAGAAGCUUCCAGACCCGCCAGAAGCUGAUGAAUCAGAGGUUCAUGGCGCACCCAGAGGCAGAAUGGGAAAGCCUGGACAAGCAGAUCUCGCCCCACCACUGCUUCCACUCCUGCCAGCCAAGGGCCUGUGCCCUUUGCCAGGCCCUACAGAGGAAGGUCCAUAAUGGUCCCACCUGCCUGGCCCUGCUCACGCAGCCCAACUCCAGGACCUGCCACAUCUGCCAGCGCACAUUCCAAACGAGGAUGCUCCAUGGCCUGGGCCAGGGCCCUGAGGACCUGCGCGGGCGGAGGGCGGGCUCAUUGCCCACCCAGAGAUCUCGCCAGCUGCACGGCCAGCUGAAGGCAGCAGUGCUGAUCCAGGCGCUCUGGAGGGGCUAUCAGGCUCGGCAGGCCCUGAGUAGGCAGCAGGCAGCGGCCAUCAGACUGCAAGCUUCCUGGAGGGGCCGCAUCACCCGCAAAAACCUCACCGAGAAAGUCAUGCUCCUGGCUCCUACCUUGGCCCUAGGCUAGACAGCCAAUCCACCAGCACUCUGAAGGGUGGGCGUGGGCUGGGGGUGAUGGGAGAAAGGUGGCUCUGGAAAGCAAGUC